Rhododendron vialii is the source of this 720-nucleotide messenger RNA. RefSeq lists its product as uncharacterized. NCBI's taxonomy places the organism in Eukaryota, Viridiplantae, Streptophyta, Magnoliopsida, Ericales, Ericaceae. Bases 1 to 720 code for a protein of 239 amino acids. The transcript is spliced from 2 exons. The record is from RefSeq and is a predicted model, not a curated record.
AUGAUCACUCUUCCAGUCCGUGCUGGCUCGGUGACUCUUGAAACGGAAUUCGUGGUAGUCGACGUCCCUAGCCCUUACAACGCAAUUGUCGGGUGCACCUGGCUGCAUAAGCUUAAGGCGAUUGCCUCCACCUAUCACCAAGUGGUCCGUUUCAUUGGUACUCAUGGGCACCAGAAAGACUUGUACAGAGAUCAAACUGUGGCAAAGAAGUGCUACGUCAAUGCCGUCCAAAGUAACAAACAGGCCUCCCGGGUUAAUCUCAUUGAAGCCCCCGAGGCCCCAAUUUUGGAGGACGUCGGUAAACCCGCCGAUGACAAAACCAUAAAAGACGUGGCCACCAUCCUAAUAACCGAAGACGGUUCCCGCUUCUUCCUUAUGCCCGGGGUCGACCCCUCCUUCAUUUGCCACGAACUCAACAUCGACCGAGCCAAACGCCCAGUUUUACAAAAAGCACGACGGUCCUCUCCUCUUCAUUCCGAGGCCGUUAUUGAAGAAGUCAACCGACUUCUGAACGCAGGGGCAAUUAGAGAAGUCCAGUACCCCAAGUGGCUGGCCAACACUGUCGUAGUUAAGAAAAUGAAUGGCAAAUGGCGGGUCUGCAUCGAUUACUCAAACCUCAACGACGCCUGCCCAAAGGACUUCUUUCCCCUUCCUUGUAUCGACCCGUUCGUCGACGCCACCUCCGGACACGAGCGACUCAGCUUCUUGGAUGCCUACUGA